AAUUCCAAAAUCUGAAUUCUAACAAUGGCUUCUUCCUCCUACUGUUUUGGCCUAGUACUUUCUCUUGCAGUUCUAUUACCAUGUCUCUUAAUCUCUGCUUCGGCCACAAAUUACAUCGACGCCAUAUGUCAACGUGUUACCGACAAAGCCUUCUGUGCCAAAACUUUGAACGCGUACCCUGCCGCUGCUUCUGCCACCAGCCAGUUUCAAGCAGCUGUGGCCACGCUCAACCUAGCCAUAUCUUAUGCCGAUAAGUGUGCGGGUUUCAGUGGAAAUGCGGCAAAGGAGAAUCCAAACUUGAAGACGCAGUUUGCGGCGAGCCAAGAUGCCUUUGUGACCAUUAGCAAGUCUGUUAAGAGCGCUGCCUCGGAACUCAAGGUAUCGCCAGACACUGCCAACUAUGACGUCAUGGUUUGUAGUGACAGCAUAGCGGUGGUGAAGAAUUCGGUAGGGAAAAAUUUAGACAAUGCGUCGAAGACUGUUAUGACGAUGACAUUGAUGAUGGAGAAGCUUCUUGCUAUCGCGGUUGGAGCCACUGUCGCUGUUGGCGGUUCUAUCCGAAAUUCUCUUAAUAUCUCCUUCGGCCUUAAUAUCCACAAAUUUUCACUGGCUAACAUCGUGAUCAACCUCGGCAUAUCCUACGCCAACAAUACGGGGGGUUAUGCCGCCGAGACAGCAAAGAGAGAGCCUACAUUGAAGGCGCAGUUCAAUUCAUGCCAGCAUGAAUAUGACGGUAUUCAGUUGUAUCUAAGAAUGGCAAGGGGGGAGCUCAAGGAAUCUCCAAUGAGUGCAAACUAUGACAUUUUUCGUUGUACGGACAUCACAAUGUACGUGAAGGAUUUGGUCGGGGGAAAUAGAGACUACGCCUCGAAAACGUUCAUGGAGAUGACAUUGCAAAUGGAGAACCUUAUUGAUGUCGCCAUUGGAGCGACAGUAGCUCUUGGCGGGUGAAUAUGACACACACAGUCGUGGUUGUUAAAAGCUGGCUAUCAGGUUUCAAUUUAUAGUUUGCAUUUCAUCAAAGAUUGUAAUGAUUUAAUUCUCUGCAACGAAAAUCAAUAUAUCAUUAAGUUGUCU
Molecule: messenger RNA, 1077 nt
Organism: Arabidopsis arenosa
Lineage: Eukaryota; Viridiplantae; Streptophyta; Magnoliopsida; Brassicales; Brassicaceae
Source: the annotation of a GenBank genome assembly